UCCCGUUACGUGCAAUGCCAGGAAAGCUAAUACAAGGUCCGGAGAAGGCCACCCACCCGGUCAUCUGGUGCUUGGCCAUCGUUUGCACGGUGGUGGCGAUCGCAGUCAUCAUAACGGGGCUUGUGGUGUUUGUGGGCUACUUAGUAAUCCACCCCAGCGUCCCCAUCAUCAGCGUCGUCUCCGCUCAUCUGGACAAGCUCCAAAACGACAUCGCCGGACUCCUCGAGGCAGAGCUCACCGUUGUCGUGAAAGCCGAAAACGAAAACGCCAAGGCUCAUGCCAGCUUCAGCGACACUUCUUUCUUUCUUAGCUUCCAAGGCAUCGUCAUUGCAAAGCUCGUUGCCGAACCCUUUGAGGUGGCUAAGAAUGAUUCUUUACAACUCCCUUACAAAGUGCUUUCCUCUUCUAUUCCUCUUAAUCCUGAGGAAAUGCAGCAAGUGGACAUGGCCUUAAAGGAUGACCGGAUUACGUUUGAUCUAAAGGGCCAUUCCAGGGCCCGCUGGAGGGUGGGCCUAUUGGGCUCUGUCAAGUUCUGGUGUAACUUGAAUUGUCAGCUCAAGUUUCAUCCUUUGACUGGUUCUUACAUGAGCUCACCUUGUACUUCAAGGGCCAAAUAA
Morus notabilis is the source of this 617-nucleotide messenger RNA. RefSeq lists its product as uncharacterized. Bases 15 to 617 code for a protein of 200 amino acids. The transcript has a single exon. Lineage: Eukaryota; Viridiplantae; Streptophyta; Magnoliopsida; Rosales; Moraceae. The record is from RefSeq and is a predicted model, not a curated record. Gene Ontology annotation, cellular component: plasma membrane.